GUAUCCUAAAUCACACUGAAUCUUGGAUUCGAAGACUUCAGGGAUGGAAAGUUUCUUCAAGAUGAUUCUUUUGCUUUUUUGCUUUAUCUUGAUAGUGAGGGUUACAGAGCUCCAUGCUGCCAGAGAUGAAUGCCAACCCACAAAAUGCAAUCACGUUACCAUCCGAUUCCCAUUCCGACUUAAGGGGCAGCAACAACCGGAAAACUGCAGCUAUCCUGGAUUUGAACUAUCCUGCAUGGAUAAAAAGCAAACUGUGCUAGAGCUGUCGCGAAAUGUGAAGUUUUUCGUGAAGCAUAUAGAUUACAGAGCACAGUGGAUUCAGUUAUACGAUCCCCAGGGAUGCCUCGCGCGGCAGCUUCUCAAUAAUUUAUCUGCAUCUCCCUUCCAGGAGGACAACAGACACACAAUCGGCCUUAACAUCAAUAUUCCUCAAGAAUACACAAUUUUCAAUUGUUCUGGCGAAGGACAAAUGCCAGAUAGAGAUGAAUAUCACACAAUUCCUUGCUUAAGCAUCCAAGGAUUCCAAGUUCUAGCUUUUCCUUCCGAUUAUCGUGCUGUUAGUUUGUUAAAUUGCACCAGAAAGUUAUUAAACAUUUCGGUAACAGAAGGGUUUGAAGGCAUGUUGUAUAACCGGGAGAAGGAUGUUCAGUUGAGUUGGUCCAAACCAAACUGUACCAUAUGUGAAGAGGAAGGCAGGAAAUGCAAACUGAAGAAAAAUAAUAGUACUACAGAGGACGAGACAGAGUGUUAUGGUAGAUCCAAGAAACAAAGAGAUAGGCCGAAACAACUGAUGGCUACAGGAAUAAUCCUAGGUUCCUGUCUUCUUGGAAUAAUUCUCUUUGCACUUCACCGCGUCAACCAUUCAUAUAAAGCAGAGAAAGAGGGCCAAAUCAAGAUUGAAAAUUUUUUGGAGGAUUACAAAGCUCUCAAACCCUCAAGAUAUUCUUAUGCUGAUAUCAAGAGAAUAACAGAUCAGUUCAAGGACAAACUUGGAGAAGGGGCCUAUGGAACAGUUUUCAAAGGGAGACUUUCCAAUGAUGUUUGGGUUGCUGUUAAGGUCCUCAACAAUUUCAGAGCGACUGCAGAAGAGUUCAUUAAUGAAGUGGGAUCAAUGUGUAGAAUCCACCAUGUCAAUGUUACUCGCUUGAUUGGAUUUUGCGCAGAUGGAAAUAAAAGGGCUCUUGUUUAUGAGUACAUGCCAAACGAGUCCUUAGAGAAGUUCAUAUUUGUAGCCAGGGAUGAAGAUCGUUUCCUCAGUUGGGAGAAGCUUCAAGAUAUUGCUAUAGGAAUAGCCAAAGGAAUUGAGUACCUACACCAAGGUUGCGACCAACAAAUCCUUCAUUUUGAUAUCAAGCCUCACAAUAUCUUGCUAGACCAAAACUUCAAUCCAAAGAUCUCUGACUUUGGUCUAGCAAAGCUAUGUUCCAAGGAACAAAGUGCUAUUUCUAUGACAGCGGCCAGAGGAACAAUGGGAUAUAUCGCUCCUGAGGUACUGUCUAGGAAUUUUGGAAAAGUGUCAUAUAAAUCAGAUGUUUAUAGUUUUGGAAUGUUAUUGCUAGAAAUGGGAGGAGGGAGGAAGAAUAUUGAUGUCACAGUGGAGAGUACGAGCCAAGUUUACUUCCCGGAGUGGGUAUAUAAUUGCCUGGAGAGAGGAGAAUUCGGGAUUAAAAUAGAGAAUAAGGGGCAUGCCAAUAUAGCAAGAAGACUUACAAUUGUUGGACUUUGGUGCAUUCAGUGGUACCCAACAGACCGUCCAUCAAUGAAAGCCGUGGUUCAAAUGUUAGAAGCAGAAGUUGACAAAUUAACAGUGCCACCUAAUCCCUUUGGCCAUGUAAAUGGCGUGCAGACAACAAGUGUCAAUAUCCCAAGGAAACCAAUUAAUAGAGAACUAGAAGUUAUCUUUGAAUGAGAAUAUUUGGAAUGUAUUCUACACAUAAGUAGUUCUUUUACUUUUCCUAAUGCGUCUAUUCGUAUAAAGUAAGGGCUUAAUAUUGAGUGUUGAAUGUUUUAUAAAAAUCAUUAAAGGGCUUGUAUAUUAACUUACUCUAUAUCAACCAAUGUAACAUGGAAUGUUUUAUAAGAAAGUGUUUCCCCUUUU
Rubroshorea leprosula is the source of this 2098-nucleotide messenger RNA. NCBI's taxonomy places the organism in Eukaryota, Viridiplantae, Streptophyta, Magnoliopsida, Malvales, Dipterocarpaceae. The record is from the annotation of a GenBank genome assembly.